GUGAAAUUGCACCUUUCGAUGUGGUUGUCAUAGUAACGACGCAAUGCAAUAUUUUGAUGUUGACAUUGACGUUUGACAACGUUUGAUCAGUUUCGAUAAUCGUCGACUAACGUGAUGAGUUGCUGUACAUGAAGAAUCGCUUAAACUAAUUUACAACAACAAUAAUCCAAGAAUGAGCGCAAUCUUUAGUGGGAAUGAUAGUAAUGAAAACAUUAUUAUUUUUGAUAUAUCAAAAAAUGAAAGAAAAUUGAAUGAAGAAUUUAAAAUACUUCAACGAAAAUUAAAAGGAAAGUGGAAAUUUAUCGAGAACAAUGAAGUAAUAUCGCAAGAAUCAUUGACAAACGCCAAAAUUCUCGUUUUACCAGGACCAUUAAGUAAAUUUACCGAACUUGAAAUGAAUUCUAUCAGAACUUUUUUAAAUUCUGGUGGCAAUAUUCUUGUCACGCUUGGAGAGGGUGGUGAAAAUAAAUCCAAUACAAACAUUAAUUUUUUGCUGGAGGAAUUUGGUAUAAUGGUGAAUAAUGAUAGUGUAGCUCGCAUGAGUUAUAGUCAAACAAUGCAUCCUAAAGAAUCUCUAAUCUCUCAAGGCUUAUCAAAUAAAUCUAUAUUUCUGAAAAAUCAUGACGAGUACAUUGGUAUGAAAUUUUUGUAUCCUUAUGGUGCAACAUUAAAUGUGGUGCAACCAUCUGUUGUUGCUUUAUCCAGUGGAUCAAUCGCUAUUCCAAUGAAUAGGCCAAUCUGCGCAUAUCAUUGUGUAAAAAACAGUAAUGGCAAGCUCGUUGUAUUAGGUUCAUCUAGAAUGUUGACAGAUACUUACAUAGAAAAAGAGAAUAAUGAUACAUUACGGGAAAUGAUUUUUGAUUUUUUUGAAGUAAAUGUUACAGAAAAGGAAGAUCUUCAUACAGAUGAUAUAGAAUUUUGGGAAUACAACUUUGUACCAGAUAUAACACAACAGGCUGACAAUCCAAAAGUUUGCACGUCAGAUUUAGAUAAUAUUGACAUACCUCGUGAAUACACUAAAUUAUUUAAAAAUCAUUUUUAUUCUAUAAAUUUAAAUAUGGUACCAGCCUGCAUAAAAGCGUAUGAGGCUUUAGGAGUAAAACAUGAACCACUUACUUUGAUUCCACCUCAUUUUGAAGCACCUCUACCUCCCACGCAAGCUUCAGUAUUUCCUCCAAGCUUUCAAGAAUUACCGCCACCUGCUUUAGAGCUGUUCGACCUAGAUGAAGCUUUCAGUUCUGAUUUAUUAAAAUUAUCACAAAUUACUAAUAAAUAUAUGGCAACAAAAGAGCUAUCAAAUGACAAGGAAUUAGAUCACUAUAUCAGGGAAUUUGGCAGUAUAAUAAGGAUAAACAAUUCUGACACACACACUGCUAAAGAAGUAUUAAAUUUUGUUUUUCAAAAAAUCUGCAGUUAUAAGACAAUGCAUGAUUGA
Molecule: messenger RNA, 1435 nt
Organism: Trachymyrmex cornetzi
Lineage: Eukaryota; Metazoa; Arthropoda; Insecta; Hymenoptera; Formicidae
Gene: IFT52
Product: intraflagellar transport 52
Exons: 6
Coding region: 173-1435 (420 amino acids)
Biological process (GO): cilium assembly; intraciliary transport
Cellular component (GO): centriole; intraciliary transport particle B; cilium
Source: RefSeq, a predicted model, not a curated record